GAGACUCCACUCGGAUGUAUUUUGCAGUGACACACUUCCAAAAUGUCUUCCAAGCAUGAACCGGUGUAUCAAAUAUUCUCAUUUCAGGACUGUAAAUCCUCACCUGACCCGAUUUUUGAACUCCCCGCUCAGUGUCUGACCGACACACCGACUCCUAUAGUGAUAGAUAACGGCUCCUUCCAGACCCGGGCCGGCUGGGCGGCUCCAGCGGCGGAGUUUGAGUCUCCGCGGCUGCUCUUCAGGUCGGUGGCGGCGCGCAGCAGAGGGGCCGCCCGCAGCGAGACCCAGAUCGGUAAUGAUAUCUCAAACCUGGAGCCGCUGCGGUGGCUGCUAAAGAGCCAGUUCGACCGAAACGUGGUGGUAAACUUUGAGAUCCAGGAGCUCAUGUUCGACCAUGUGUUUACUCACCUGGGUCUCGGCUCUGAGGAUGGUGUCCCACACCCCAUUGUGCUGACAGAGGCGCCCGGCAACCCGCUCCACUGCCGGCAGAUGAUGUCAGAGUUGCUGUUUGAGUGCUACCGCGUCCCAUAUGUCUCCUACGGCGUGGACAGCUUGUACAGUUUCUACCACAAUAACACUCAAAGGAGCCUCCAGCCACCACACACCGGCAUCGUUCUGUCGUCAGGAUACCACUGUUCACACAUCCUGCCGGUCAUCAACGGCAGGUUUGAUGCGGUGAACUGUAAGCGUGUGAACGUGGCUGGGAGUCAGGCAGCGUCCUACCUGCAGCGCCUCCUCCAGCUGAAAUACCCAGGUCACCUCGCCGCCGUCACACUCAGCCGCGUGGAGGAACUGCUGCAUGAACACAGUUACACUGCUGUGGAUUACCAUGAAGAGCUGGAAAAGUGGCGCAGCCCAGAGUUUUAUGAGCGGGAGGUUCACCAUAUGCAGCUUCCUUUUUCGACUAAGGUGCCGGGCGGCUGUGUGAGCGUAGAGGAGAGGCAGGAGAGACGGGCUCAGCAGCUUCGACGGCUUCAGGAAAUCAACGCUCGCCGACGGGAGGAGAAGCUGCUGCAGGACCAAGAGAGGCUGGACAGACUUAUGGCAGUCCAGGAGCUGCUGGAGGACGGCCUGUUGGAUCAGUUUCACAAGAGCCUGGUGGAGCUCAACAUGGACUCGGCCGAGGAGCUGCAGUCGUACAUCAACAAACUGCAGAUGGCUGUAGAGCAGGGCAGACAAAAACUGCUGCACAGCGACGGAGCAGAGGGAAAGACGGAGGUGUCUGAGCUGGAGCAGCCGAUGGACGAGGGAGACGGAGUGGCACUGAUGGAUCCUGAUUUCCCUGAGGACACGCUGCCAGAAAAACCUGCUAAUGUGGUUCAGCCCGUGUUCAAUAUGGCGGAGUACCACCAGCUGUUUGUCGGGACGGAGCGCCUACGAUGUCCAGAGAUCCUCUUCCAGCCCUCACCGACCGGAGAGGACCAGAUGGGACUGAUGGAGACGCUGCAGUACGUCCUGGCCAGGUACACUCCAGAGCAGCAGGAGGCGCUGGUGAGCAAUGUGUUUCUGACAGGAGGGAACAUGCAGUACCCCGGGAUGAAGGAGAGAGUGGAGAGAGAACUGCUGGCUAUGAGGCCCUUCCAGUCACACUUCAAGGUAACAAUGGCAUUGCAGCCGGCCCUGGACGCCUGGUACGGGGCAAGAGACUGGGCCUUGGAGCAUCCACCUGGUGGAGAGGGAGGGCCGGCAGAGGGAUGGAUCAGCAGGCAGGAGUACGAGGAGAAAGGAGGCGAGUACCUCAGCGAGCACUGUGCCUCUAACGUCUUUGUUCCCAUGAAAAUCGUCAAACCACUUCCUGCUCGCCCCGCCGAGCCCUCGGUUACCACACUGACAUCAACCGGAGCUUCUGCUGCCGUCACUAUGGUUACGUCUGCCCUGACUCCCUCCUGUCCUACUGUUGCUGCUGAUGUUUCUAUGGUUACCUCCUAAACUGGGAUCUGUCCGUUCUCACGAGUCUCUGAUGUUCAAAGAAUUCCAGAAAUAAUUUUUUAAUGAAGUGUUUUUUUUUCUUUCAUUCAGUUUGACUUGUCUUCUUCAUUGGUUUGUGACCUCUAAUGUUUCCCAGCAUGCCUUUCAACAACCCCAAAAAGCAGGUGUGAACCUAAUGCAUUCAAUCAAAGGUAAAGAAGACCUUGAUGUUUAUUGUUGAGGAUUCAGAUAGGUGGUCCUGCACAAACAUGAUUGUAACUGUAACUGUGGUUUGCUAUUGGGAAGAAACCCACAGCUGAGAAAUACAAGUUACAUGAGCAGUAGCUGUUUUUACAGUGUUAAGACAUGGAGGUUUUCCUCUAUGUACCAACAAAGUCAUCAUUUCCUUUUUACUUCCUGUCUGUUCUCAAUCAUCUGUUUUUGGUCUCCAACUUUUAUGACUUCCUGACUGUUUUGUUUUAUUUUCAUAAUUCUUUGCGACACCACAAGAGACCGUUCAUAUUGAAUGGUCAUCAAAUGAAUGAUCUUAAAAGGUCCAGUGAUAAUAUUUUGUAUUAUGUAAAUAGAAAUUGUUGUUUGUGAGUUUAAAAAAUAUAUAUAUUCACUGAUGGAAA
Messenger RNA from Cottoperca gobio, 2543 nucleotides. It is a transcript of the gene actr5, whose product is annotated as actin related protein 5. Lineage: Eukaryota; Metazoa; Chordata; Actinopteri; Perciformes; Bovichtidae. The transcript is spliced from 9 exons. The record is from RefSeq and is a predicted model, not a curated record. The coding region runs from base 43 to 1929 and encodes 628 amino acids.